UCAGUCGCGCGCCAACCGCCGAGCAUCGCCGCUCGCCUCCUGCCGGCCGCCGUCGCAACUAUCUGUCGCCGCUGCCGCCGAGCCGAGCGCGCGAAACCCACUGCCAGGCAUGGUGGAGGCCCCGGGCAGCAGACUGCGGCUGGAGCUGGAAGGCUCGCCGCUGGAGCGCUGGAUCGCCGACAGCAACCGGCACCGAGUCCUGGAGGACGAAUACAUCCUGGGAGACGUCAUCGGCCGGGGCAGCUCGUCCACGGUGUACCGCUGCCUACACAAGGGCAAGACGGAGUGGGCGUGCAAGGUGUUCAGCAAGGCGCGGCUUAACAAGAAGAUGGUCCAGUCUGAGAUUGGAGCCUUGUUGAAACUGAAGCAUCCUAAUAUAAUCCAGCUGCGGGAGGUGUUCGAGACGGACUGCGAGAUCCAGCUGAUCCUGGAGCUGGUGACGGGCGGAGAGCUGUUCGAGCGCAUCGUGGAGCGAGGCCACUACAGCGAGCUGGACGCCGCCGCGGCCGUCAGGCAGCUGCUGGGAGCCCUCGAGUACGUGCACGCGCGCGGCGUGGUGCACCGCGACCUCAAGCCGGAGAACCUGCUGUUCGAGUCGGAGCAGGAGGACGCUCGCCUCAAGCUGGCCGACUUCGGCCUCAGCAAGGUGCUGAGCAAGGGCCGCCUCGCCAUGAGCACGCUGUGCGGCACCGUGGGCUACUGCGCUCCAGAGAUACUUCUGCACAAAAAAUAUGACUCUGCGGUAGACUUGUGGAGUCUUGGAGUCGUCAUGUACAUAAUGCUGUGCGGCUUCGAGCCGUUCUGGGACGACGCGGGCGAGGUGGCCAUGUGCCAGAGGGUGGUGGACGGCGACUUCAGCUUCCUGUCGCCGUGGUGGGACGACGUCUCCGCCAGCGCCAAGGACCUCAUCUCGCAGCUGCUGCAGGCGGAGCCGGGCCGGCGCCCCACGGCGACGCAGGCCCUGGCCCACCCCUGGGUGCGCGGCGAGACCCCCGCCAGCACGCACAUGGCCGCCGCCGUCAAGCGCCUGCGCGAGUUCAACGCCCGGAGGAAGUUCCGCGCGGCGACCCACGUGGUGCUGGCGACACAGAGGGCCAGGUACCUCAUCUCGCCCGAGCGGCGGUCGCAGGAGAACUCGCCCAGCCCGCCGGGCCAGUAGCGACCGCCACGUCUGCUACUUCCACCGCUCGCUACCGCGCUACCUGCUGCAUCACUCUUCAGCACGGGCGCGCGAGCCGAGCCAACGCAGCGCAGGAUGUCCACGAAAGAAUGGCGUAUAUCACAACAGUUUAAUUUAGACCAUUUCAAAACAAAUCAUACAUCAAAUUGAAACUAACUUAGUAUUUUUUUCUUACAAAUGUUCAUUUUGAAUACGUGCACCUUCAGUUAUACCCACACUUUGGUCACCACGUCCAGAGUAACGGACGCAGUAGCAUCUUGAAAUAAUUUUGGUAGCGGCGGAUGCGGACACAAUAUUUUAUAAAGCCACGUGGCUUUAUGCCAGGUGAACGUGGAGGCCAGCGAAAAAAUAUCUCUGUCGUCUCGACCAUUACGACCAAUCCAACGGUCAGCGACUUCGACGUUCAACCACUCUCGUACAGACAUUCCAAUGGGUAGGGCUGAAAUUAAAGAUGCACCCUUUAGCAAAUUGCAGAACACAAAACGCUUUACGCUCAGGAGUCGCCAUCUUGAGCAGGUGGCGCUGCAGGCGAGAAAACAACAAAGCAGUACUCGCGCAUGCGCUUAUAUGACACUGUUUGAGUUACUCUUUAACUGUGACCUUGAAGCAAAACUCUACAACGCUCACAGUUGAUACUAUUUAAAAUUUUAUAUCUGUGACAUUCUUUCAUGCACAUUCUGUGAUUGUUUAUUUGCAGUUUUCACAAACUAUUUCUUGACUUCUGAGAUGAGGACAAAUCCGUGGAAAUCGCCCGACGUUCCAGGCACACCUUCAAGAGCGUAAGGCUAACCACAAUCGAACAUCAUGUUGUUAAUCGUCUUUGAAGAUGGCUGCAAAAUGGCAUGCCGAAACGUCGGGAACUCUUUCAUUUCCACGGAUAUGGCCUCAAACCCGGAAGCCAAAUAUUAUUUUGAAAGUGGCCAAUAGAGACUACGAUAUAAUCUAGAGUUUUAUUAAAGCGACGAGUCUAAUACACCGUUAGAAAUAACAGUAAAUUUACUGAGUUUUUAACCUCAUAUAAACGAAACGUUUUACAUAAUUUCAAAUAACUGGAUCUUUGUAGAAACUAAACCGUAUAUCAACUUCAGAAUUAUGUGUUUUGAUGUAAACAAGACAAGCACAUGCGCGGAACAAAAAAAGAAGGUUUUUGCUGUAGACUCAACAAGUUUUUGAAUUUUUUUUAAAUGUAAUUAAAAUUACUAUUGUUGAUUCAUGUUUUAAAGUAAGUGAACUCAAACCCCGUAAACUUACAAAUAUCCCUGGAUAAAUUGUAAACUUAUUUGUUCGUAAAUUCAAGGUGAACAUUUCUAACAGUGUACUAAACUUGUAAACGGUUUGGGUAUAUUAAUGACUUGAAUAUGUGUGAAAAAUACAGCUACAUUCGUACUCUCCAUGUCUUUCACAAUUGUAGUUUACAAAUUUUGAUAACUUGAAAUAAAUGGGGCGGGUCCUUUCUGCUAUUGCUCGCCCCAGACCACAAUAUAACUUUAUACUAUUAGUAAUUAUAUUAAAUUUAGUAACUUUUCAAAGAAGAAUUGAACUCAAAAAAACGAAUAGUUUUUCGUAAAUUAAAAUAACUGAAUUUUUGUAGAAAUUACGCCAUUUUUCGUCUUCCCAGUUGUAUUUUAUAUUCUAAACAAAAAUAUACACACGCGUGGACCAUAGAAGUUUGUUAUUACCACUGUAAAGGACCAUGAUUUUUGAAUGUUUUGCGAUAUUUUAAGAACAUUCUUUUGGAUUAAUAUCCAAAGUAAGUGAACUCAGUGUCCGUACAUUUACAAAGAUCCCUGCAUAAAUUGUAAUACCAGCGUUAUUGUUAGUUAAAGGUAAUCAUUUUCAACAGUGCAGGUGAGCAUGAAGGUUUGCUUAUAGAACUAUACAAAUAAACGGCUUCAAACAAAGAUGCUUGCUUUAGUUAGAAAUUUCUAAACGUAAAGCAGAAUUUAUUUUAGGAUACUAUACUUUCUGCAUAUAAACUCUGGUGCACCAACCGCCACACGAUGAUACAAUCAAAUGCACUAAAGACUAAUACCGGACAGCUCCAAGAAAUCAAGAAAUUUGUGUGAAAACCUGUGUUGUCACGUCAGUCGGGAAGCCUACGAAACACUCGUCCUUCUGGACAUACCCGAAUACUCACGUUGGCAAGCCUUCUUUCAACAGACGAGAGAGCCAAACGCUCGAUCGUGCAUCUUCGGUUUUUUUUAUUCAUUGUAAAUAAAUAUACAACUCAUGAUAACUAAUGGUCAAUUAGGUUAGGUUAGCUACAUUAUAAAUACUUUAAAACAUUGUGGACGGUUGAUUUGGUUAGGAUAGCUACAUUAAAGAUGCUGUGAAAUCAUGUAAACGGUUUCCCCCAAAUAAAUACACGGUUGUGGUACGGAAAAAAAAAGCGAGCAUGAACUUCGGGGAACUUCGGGUUUGGUUCUCUCGUCUGUGAAAAGAAGGCUUGCCAACGUGAGUAUUCGGGUAUGACCAGAAGGACGAGUGAAUCGUAGGCUUCCCACGUCAGUCCGCUAGAUGGCAGAAGGUAUGCCCAGAAUGAUCUGUGUAUAUAUUUAAUACAUGUGGUACCAACGUUAUGACAGCAAAUAUAACUUUCUUUUUACUUGGAAAAACGUUUUUUUAUCAUUAUACAGAUUUAUGGGAGAUAUAAACCUCAAGUUAUUAAAGUAUUUAAUAGAAUUUAAUAAUGUUUGACACCAGAUACGAGUAUAUAUAAAUUUGCUGUUUAUCUAUAAAAUAUUGUUAGGUCUCACCUCUUGCCGCUAGGUUAUGUUUCACGGGAAGCCUAUAUUUCACAGAAGAGAGAGCCACACCCGAAGUUCCCCGAAGGUUAUGCUCUUUUUUUUUCGUUCGAUCUCAUUCUAUAAACCAAUGUGGCAUUAAAUUUUGCGUUCGAUUAGGAUAGGUUAGCUACAUUAUAAAUACUUUAAAACAUUGUGGAUGGUUGGUUAUAUUAGGUAAGUAAAGCUACAUUAAAAAUACUGUAAAAUCAUUUUAUGGUUGCUUAGCAAAUAACUUUUUAAUAUUUAGCUAUCCAGGGCUAGGAAACAGUUUACAUGAUUUCACAGUAUCUUUAAUGUAUCUAUCCUAACCAAAUCAACCGUCCACAAUGUUUUAAAGUAUUAAUAAUGUAGCUAACCUAACCUAAUUGACAAUUAGUUAUCAUGAGUUACAAUGAACAAAAAAAACCGAAGAUGCACGAUCGGGCGUUUGGCUCUCUCGUCUGUGAAAAGAAGGCUUCCCACAUAGCUUAUUGGUAUUAGUCUCUAGUGUGUGUGAUGUAACCACAACAAUGUGCCAACUACGUCAGCAGGGACGCGUUUAUUCGACUGAUCUGUAGGCAAAUAAGACAGUGAUCGUUGAGGCCAUAAAACAGCUUAAAUGCGCAGUAGGUUUGUGGGCUGGUAUCGCCAAAAAGAUUUUUAAUACGUUCCCCAGAACAGCACGUACAAGACAGGUGUGUGUGACUUAACAGACACCCGACGCUUCUGUGUAACUUUUCACAGACUUUACUGAAGUUCAUACUCACGGUAACAAUGUUGUACGGAGAACUAAAACACCCGUAGUUUUAUAUACUGGUCCAGGAGAUGGUUUGGAACAUAUCAGAUUUGUUGCUGGGAACGAACUGGGGAACUAGCCUGACAAAGAUUUAGUGGGAGUGUGCAGUGAGGGAAAAAGUUUAAAGUUUAGGUACAAUAUUACUGCUAAAAUAAUAAUUAACAAAUAAAAUAACAAAAAGGGUAUAUAUAUCCUGGAUAGUAUUUCACAGCUCACUCCAGAUAUUAGUACAUUUAUAUAAACGUAUUUUGGAGACAAGAACUAUUUUAAAGAAACACAAUAUUAUUAUUGAAUAUAAUUAUUUUGAUGAACAUGUAGAAAAAAUAAUGUUUUCAAGAAGACAUAUAUCUGUUGAGUUUCAAAGAAUUAUAUAAUGAGAAAUUCCUGACUUAAAUAAUUUAAAUAUUAUUUUAUUUAUAAGUUUGGUUCCUUGUUACGUAAUUACAUGACAUCGUUGAAAAAAAAGUUUUUUUUUUUCGAUGCUUUCGGCACAAAGUACCAAAACUUUGGACAUCAUGAGCUGGGAAACAUAUGCUGUAUGUUAUAGUUUUAACGAUUUUUUUAAAGGGACCACCUAGUUAGGGCCAUAUUUGCGUGAGAGGCGAAGUGAUAAGGUUGACUUUUCUUGACGUUUAACAUGGACGCUCAGCCUUAAUACUCGACAACGCAAACUUCCAGGCAAGUACACUUCUAAUUGCAACUACUGUUUAUGUAAUUAAUUUUGACUGUUAAAUACAUAUAUAACAUACACUGGUGUUCAACUGCUAUCAGUUAAAAAGAUAGCAUAAAAAAGACGGUACGUUGUCUCCGAGAAAAAGGUUUUCAAAUGAAACUAAUAAACAUAAUGAGCCAUCGUAUCGGACUUUUUAAGAGAACGUUGUACAUCAGUACACAUUACACUUGUUUAUUACAUUUCUGGAGGAAUUACGACGGAAAAAUUUUCAUUAAAAAUAAAAUAACUACACAUAUUCUUUGUAGACUUAUUUUUGAAGCCAUUGUACCAUAAUGACCUAUAGUGUGUAUACCAGAAUAAAGUACUCCCAAAAAAAGAGCUGUAACAUUAAUGUUUGUACAAUUAUUCUGUACAACUGCCAUUUUCAAGAGUUCCCAAAACGCACUGCUAUUGACAACUAGUAAGAAUAUACUGGCGGUAUCAAUAUAUGUAUCAUGGUCUUAUGAUUAAAAAUAAUCCCAGGAUAUUAAAUGAAACCACUAUUAUGGAAUAUCGUUACUAUAUAAUUAAGUAUUUGAGAUUAAUUAUUUGUGAAAAAAAUGUAUUUUGAGAUAUGUAUUACGCUUCAGUAUUUUUUUUUUCCAUAAGCGCAAUCUUUAAAAUUGGUGAUUUAAAUCUCUUAAGUACUUUUAACGGAUAAUUUAAAACGUAAAUAUAUAACAUCUAUUACCCCUCACUUGCAAAUGAAACCUGUCCAUGAUUCAUGGUAAAAAUGGGUUUUCUUGAUUGUACCUUUAUGCUACCAUAUUUUUAUAUAAAAGUUCAUUAUUUUGUAUGUUACUCUAUUGUGAGAAUGAAAUAUAAAGCUGAAAGAAUUAAAUACAGUGUACUUAGUUAAAUUCAGUAAAGAUGUUUGUAAUUUGAUAGAUUUUAAAAAUAUUUUUUCUACAUAGUAUAUAUCUUUUUUUAAAAGUACUGUAUAGUUUAAUGUAAAUGUGUUUGUAUGAUUACAAUUUUUGUAAAUAAAUAGUUUAUACUAGCAUUUAGUUCAAGGUUUGUACAAAGUCAUAAUAAAAUUAUUUUUUAUGUC
Molecule: messenger RNA, 6504 nt
Organism: Bacillus rossius redtenbacheri
Lineage: Eukaryota; Metazoa; Arthropoda; Insecta; Phasmatodea; Bacillidae
Product: calcium/calmodulin-dependent protein kinase type IV-like
Exons: 10
Coding region: 110-1159 (349 amino acids)
Biological process (GO): protein phosphorylation
Molecular function (GO): calcium/calmodulin-dependent protein kinase activity; ATP binding; calmodulin binding
Source: RefSeq, a predicted model, not a curated record